Molecule: messenger RNA, 1193 nt
Organism: Acanthochromis polyacanthus (spiny chromis)
Lineage: Eukaryota; Metazoa; Chordata; Actinopteri; Pomacentridae
Gene: dnttip1
Product: deoxynucleotidyltransferase terminal-interacting protein 1
Exons: 13
Coding region: 265-1095 (276 amino acids)
Cellular component (GO): nucleus
Molecular function (GO): DNA binding; nucleosome binding
Source: RefSeq, a predicted model, not a curated record
GCGGCGCGGCGCUCUGUCUGAACAGCAGCAGGAGAAGAAGAGCAGCUGCUUUUGUUGCUGUUAGCUGUAUCCGCCUGUAGACUAGUUAGCUUCGUCGCACCGGACCGGACCUGAUCAGAACCGUUUGGACCGGAUCAGACUGUUUCACUAUGGGAGCCCACCGCAGUGAGGGAGGACGGGACUGGCUGGAGCAGGACGGACCAGAACCACCGGAGCACAGCCCGGUGAGGAGCUAACGGCGGCUAACGAAAGCCGUGGAACCUGAUGAUCAAACACCGACAGAUUCACAGACGGGGACGACGUUCACACAUGACAGUCAGCUACACGGAUCCUCAGGUGUCCAUGGACCUGCUGAGGGCGGUGCUUCAGCCGAACUUCAACAACGACAUCAUGGCCGUGUUCAGGAAGUACCACAAGUUCUUUGAGAAAGCGGCUGAGAACGUGAAGGAGAACGUUGGAGAGGACAUUCAGACCGAUCAGCUGAUCAGAGAGGCCUGCAGGAACGUUCUGGAACAUGCCAAGCAGCUUUUUCCAGAAGGGGAGGCGAAGAGGGCUGGGCCAGAGGUCACCAUCAAGAGGCCCAGAGUUGCUGAUGAAGACUGCGGUCAUAGAGGAUCUCCCCUCCCAAAGAAGCAGAGGAAAAGUCGUCCAGGUGCCGUCGUCUCUUCUGAUAGGACGCUGAGCUUCUCCUCUCAAGUGAAGCCCAAGUCUGAUCCAAUCAAGAAGGAGGGGCCAAAGUGGGAUCCGUCCAGAUUGAGUGACAGCAGCACGUUUGUUCUGGGCUCCAGAGCCAACAAGGCGCUGGGGAUGGGCGGGACCAGAGGACGGAUCUACAUCAAACACGCUGACUUGUUUAAGUAUGCAGCAGAUGCGAAGGACAAGCAGUGGUUGGCUGAGAGACACCACAUGCGGGCGACAGGAGGGAAGAUGGCCUACCUGCUGAUAGAGGAGGACAUCCAGGAUCUGUCCCGCAGCGACGAGUACAGGGACUGUCCAGAUGUCAGGAUGGACGAGCUGAAGCCGUUCUCUGUUCCUCUGUGGAUGGUGGAGAAGAUGCAGCGAGCCAUGGAGGCCCAGAGAGACUCGGAGCCCUGAGACGGUCACCAGCCAAUCACAGAGCACACAUUGAUCUGAUUGGCUCAUAUCAGUUUUUAUUUUCAUGCUGUUUUUUUUAAUAAAACCUGUGAAUCAAA